Limanda limanda (common dab) is the source of this 768-nucleotide messenger RNA. RefSeq names its product protein FAM181A-like. The coding region runs from base 1 to 768 and encodes 255 amino acids. The transcript has a single exon. Lineage: Eukaryota; Metazoa; Chordata; Actinopteri; Pleuronectiformes; Pleuronectidae. The record is from RefSeq and is a predicted model, not a curated record.
AUGGCAAACGCAGACAGUGAGGUGAAAACGCUGCUGAAUUUCGUCAAUUUGGCAUCGAGUGACAUCAAGGCAGCUCUGGACAAGUCAGCUCCGUGCAGACGCUCCGUGGACCACAGGAAGUAUCUGCAGAAGCAGCUGAAGCGCUUCUCCCAGAGGUACUCCAGGGUGCCGCGGUGCCACGCGCACAGGCCUGCGGAAUAUGCGUUCGGCAGACCGGCUGCGGGGACUGCGCAGCCGAGCGUAAAGGGCGCAGACAAGGUCAGCUCGGAUGCGCAGGACGUGGAGAACGCUGGGAGCGCGGUGCAGGUGCCCAUGAGGAAGCGCCAGCUCCCGGCCUCGUUCUGGGAGGAACCUAAGUUGACCCCAGCUAAGAAGGAGCGCUCGUUGAGAAGAGGCCCUGCAGGUGCGUCUGAGGGGGGGGACCACGACAAGCGGAAGAGGACUUGUGCUGAGGACGCAAAUAAGGCCGCGCAGCCUGCGUCCGGCCGGCGCAGCUCUGCGGACAAGGAGCCUCUCAAACUGGACCUGAGCUCUCACCACUGCGUGAGCGUGUGCGGCUGCUGCCCCUUCCAGUACCACGGACACCAGGUCCUCCACAGUCACAUCGUGGUCCCACACCCGCCCCUGGGACUGUGGAGCAAGGCAGCAGGGACAGAGACACCAGAGCAUCCUUAUGGACAGAAGCUCCACACACAUGUCGUGGUCAAACCCAUUCCCACCAAACCCACCGUCCAGUCUCCCAUCUUCAGUGUGUUUGGAUUCAUUUAA